AUGAGUUCUGUACCUAAUACAGAAGAUGUUGAUUCAAAUUAUAUAUUGUCUUUAAUUGAUGGAUUUCGUUGUUCACAAACUUUAUUUACUGCUGUUAAUUAUAAAUUAUUUGAUCAUUUAACAACACAAGAACUUUCAUUAGAAGAAUUAGCAAAUAAACUUAAUAUAUAUCAUUUAUCAUCAUUAGAACGAUUUUUAAAUGCUUGUAUAUCUCUUAAAUUACUUAAACAAGAUAAAAUAAAUAAAAAAUAUUCUAAUACACAAUUAAGUAAUAAAUAUCUUGUUUCAACAAGUCCAAUAACUCUAAAUGGAUAUAUUAAUCAUAAUAAUCAAUCAUCAUAUUUACUUUGGUCUAAACUUUCAAAUGCAAUAGAAGAAAAUACAUCACAAUGGCAACAAACAUUUAAAACAAUAGAUGAAGAUAAAUAUACAUUUAAUGCACAUUAUCGUGAUGAUAAUGCUGAAACAAUAUUUAUGUCAGCUAUGCAUGGAUUAGGUUUAAUUUGUUUUCCAAAUAUAAUUGCAUCAAUUGAAAAUUUUCAACAAUAUAAAACAUUUUGUGAUCUUGGUGGUGCUACUGGAUGUUUAGCUAUGACUGCUUGUGAAGCAAAUUUAAAUUUACAAGCAAUUAUUUUUGAUCUUCCUCGUAUAGAAAAACAUGCUAAUCAAUAUAUUAAUCAAACAUUAUCAAAUAUUCGUAAUCGUAUACAUUUUCAAAGUGGUGAUUUUUUUAAUGAUUCACUUCCUCAAGUUGAUCUUUUUGGUCUUGGACGUAUUUUACAUGAUUGGAAUGAUGAAAAAUGUGAAUUAUUAUUAAGAAAAAUUUAUCAAACAUUACCAAAAAUAAAUGGUGCUAUAUUAAUUGCAGAAAAAUUAUUAAAUGAAGAUAAAUCAGGACCAAUAACAGUUAAUAUGCAAGAUUUAAAUAUGCUUGUAGCUACAGUUGGAAGAGAACGAACAUGUUCAGAAUAUAAAGAUAUGCUUGAAAAAGUUGGUUUUAAAAAUAUUAAAUGCAUACACACUGGAGCAUAUCUUGAUGCAAUUAUUGGUUAUAAAUUAAAUUAA
Messenger RNA from Rotaria sp. Silwood1, 1065 nucleotides. NCBI's taxonomy places the organism in Eukaryota, Metazoa, Rotifera, Eurotatoria, Philodinida, Philodinidae. The record is from the annotation of a GenBank genome assembly.